GCUCUUCUUAAGGUGAAAGACGAAGAAAUAUUAGACGACAUUCCUUCUGUGAAGGCCUCCAUAAACGUAAACGUAUCGUCACCCAUUCCAGUAAAAUCCUGCGAUUCCCAAACCCUGAAGACAAGAAGAUGGAGGACAUCAUCAGCCAAAUUGCAAAUGCUGAGGCUACCAUAGCAAGAGCCCGGUCACUGAAAGCAAAGUUUGCCACAGAACGUUGUGAAAAUCCUGUGGAGAAGGAGGAUCUAGAGACGUUUGUCAGUUGUCUUCUGGAACAGCCUGAAGUGCCAAUCAUUGGAGCAGGCAGAGGGGUGGCCGGCGCGAUCAUCCACAAGAUGUUUGUGAAUGCUCAGAGGCUGACUGAAUCUUCUGAUGAGGCUGCCACCCUGGGCCCACUGGAAGAAGAUCUGAAAAAGUCCAGUUUACCAGAAGACAGGAAGGUUAUGUCUGGAACAGAUUUCCCUCCCCCUGCAGGCCGGGAAGUCAUCCUGCGCACUAUGGUUCCAAGACCCGCCCCCUAUUCCAAGGCCCUGCCCCAGCGCAUGUACAGUGUACUGACGAAGGACGAUUUCAGACUAGCUGGAGCUUUCUGCUCUGAUACAUCCUUCUUCUGA
This is a messenger RNA of Staurois parvus, 611 nucleotides long. Lineage: Eukaryota; Metazoa; Chordata; Amphibia; Anura; Ranidae. The record is from the annotation of a GenBank genome assembly.